AAGUUGGAGAGAAUCUCUGUUGGGUGUGCUUUUCAUGAUUUACUUAUGCGCCUCUUAUUGCCUCAAAACUCCACAAAUUUAAAUAACUAAAGAAAUAAUUAAGACACAAGUACUUGCCAGGAAUCUCGUUCUAAAAUUAAGGAGAGCUGCAUUAAAUUAGUGCGAUUCUUUUUGUUCAAUAUUUCGUGUACUUUAUUGACAAUGCAGCAUAAGACAGAUGAAGUGUCAAUAGCGUAGGUACUCGUACAGUUGUAAUGUAUUAGGGAAUUUUACUAUUAUAAUUGGUAACGGAACCUACCGUACCGGGAGAACUUCAUGUAUAUAUGUAUGUAAAAAUGACAGUGCACAAUAAAUGUAAUUAUGUUGAAUUAUAUUUUCGUAUUUUACAAGUAUCGUACAUAACAAGUGGUGUCAGAAGUGGAAUUACAACUCGUGUUUUGUGAUUGCUACCACAGUGUCUGUAAUUGCAAUUUUGGUUAUCAAAAAUACACCAGGUGCCAACUAUCGUGAUCGUCUCGUCUAAUGAUAUCGGCGUAAUCAUUCCGUUGCACGUGUGUAGUGACCUUUUGCCUCUAAGCCUUUUGCUCUUUCGCGCAAUUCAUUAUAGCAUUGAUUAUACACGUGUAUAAUCAAUGAUUAUAGUAAUCAAGGACUCGAUUUAUCAACCUAACGUACAGGAUACUUCAAACAAUCGAUAUGGCAAACGUACCUCCGGAAUUAUUGCAAUCAUUCGCGCAAUUAAUUGCAACCGCUCUGCGGGAAAAUGCUGGUGGAAACCCAAACGUCCAGGCGGAGGCCACAGUUUCCCACUCAAAACCACCGGGAUUUUCUAUGUCGGAAUAUCGUACGACAGAUGGUACAACGGUACAGGACUAUUUCAAGAGAUUUGAUUGGGCACUCGAACUAAGUAAGGUACGUGAAGAUCAAUUCGCAAUGUAUGCUCGUGUUCACAUGGGUUCUGAGCUAAAUAAUGCACUCAAAUUUCUUGUUAGCCCAGCAGAACCUGAAACUGUGUCAUAUAAUGAUUUAAAACAAACACUGAUAAAUCAUUUUGAUCGUGCAACAAAUAAAUAUGUAGAGAGCAUACGUUUCCGGAAUAUUGUUCAGCAAAAAGGUGAAUCAUUAACCAAUUUUGUCCUUCGCUUAAAACAAGGAGCUGCCAAAUGUGAAUAUGCAGCAUUUCUUGACCGCAUGCUAAUCGAACAACUACUUAAUGGGCUGGAAUGUCGGGAAAUGUGUGAUGAAAUCAUAUCAAAGAACCCGGAAUCAUUUAAGAAAGCAUAUGAAAUCGCACACACAUUGGAGGCUACACGUAAUUCGUCAAAUAAUGUGAGGACAGCACACCCAUCGGCAACUGUGGAAAGUACAAACAAGCUAGGGUACGCGCCACCAAAGAACAAGCACAAGAAGUCUCAAUUUCAUAAGCGAUCGUCAUCACGUGGUCAAAUGCAAGACCUCAAGGGUUCUCAAGGAAUCGGCCAAAACAGUAAUGAUGUUCAAUCAUCAUGCAAUGGGUGCGGUGGUCAACAUGCACGUGUCAAAUGUCCUUUUCGAGAUGCCUCGUGCCACACUUGUAACAAGAGAGGUCACAUCUCAAAGGUAUGUAGAAAAAAGUCAUCUGCUCAGAGUACCACUAACCAAGUAAUUGAAGCGCCUCAACCGGCCAAUUAUAUCGAUAUUCUCCAUCAAUUUAACACAAUUAAUGAGAUAAAUGGAAUGUCUAAGCAGAUGAUCAACGUAAACAUUGAUGGUCAUGAUAUUAAAAUGGAAUUGGAUACAGGGGCACCUUGUGCCAUUAUGAGCAAACAAUGUUUAGAUUCAAUUAAUCCUAACUUACCAUUAAAGAAAUCUGACCGCCAGUUCAGCAGCUAUACAAAACAUAGUAUUAAUUGUAUUGGUAUAACAUCUGUCCGAGUUACAGUUGGCAAAACGUCAAGAACUUUGGAUCUUUAUGUUGUGGAGGAGAAUUAUGACUCUCUUUUUGGACGAGAAUGGAUAAGGGCUUUUGUUAACGAAAUCAACUUUAUUCAACUAUUCUCUUCACGUGAUCAACUCCAUACAAUUUCUUCAAAGGUGCCACAACUUUCUCGAGAGCAGCAGCAACAAAUUAGUAACUUGCUAUCACAAUAUGAUGACAUAUUCAGCAACACGGCAGGGAAACUAAGCGGACCACCAGCUCAAGUACACCUUAAGGCAGAUGCAGCACCGGUUUUUGUUCGCGCCCGAGAGAUACCUUUGGCCUUACGUUCCAUAUAUGCUAAGGAGAUCGAUGACAAGAUAGCAGCUGGAUUCUUCGAAAGGGUCGAUUAUUCAGAGUGGGCUUCGCCAACUCAUGUAGUAGUGAAGAAAAAUGGUAACAUUCGCAUCACUGGGAAUUAUAAGCCAACCGUAAAUCCACGGAUGAUCAUUGACGAGCACCCCAUCCCGAAAGCGGAACACAUUUUUGCUCGGAUGAAGCAUUCCAAACUUUUCUGUCAUCUGGACAUCACUGAUGCCUAUACACACUUAGCAGUUGAUGACAAAUUUCGCGAAGUAUUGACGUUGAAUACACCAACCCAUGGUUUGAUUCGUCCGACCAGAGCUAUCUAUGGAGCAGCGAACAUCCCAGCCAUAUGGCAACGUCGGAUGGAAACGGUUUUGAAGGACCUUCUCAAUGUCGUAAACUUCUUUGAUGACAUCCUUGUCUUUGCCGAAAGUUUUGAACAACUGCUGAGAACACUUCAAGCCACCCUGGACCGAAUGCGCCAACAUGGGUUACGCCUCAACCGAUCAAAAUGUGUCUUCGCCACAAACUCAGUAGAAUUCUUAGGACACAAAAUCGAUGAACGAGGUAUUCACAAAUCUGACAGCCAUAUUCGAGCAAUACGAGACGCACCAAAACCGUCAACGCCAGAGGAAUUAGAAUUGUUCAUUGUAACAACGACCCACAAAUCAACACAUGCUGUGUCAUCAAUCGUACUGGAGAGAGAGGAAGAAGAAGACGGGUUUGACAACUUCACCCUAAAUCAAAUUAAACAAUUACCUGUUCGAGCUAAAGACAUAUCUAGGGAAUCGCGGAAGGAUGAUCAUUUGGGGAAAAUAGUACAAUUGUUGGAGAGGGGACGAAAUCUUGGUCGCUAUGGAUACAAGGCCCCCGAAAAGAACUACACCCUCUCUGGUGGAUGUUUGCUGUUUGAACACCGAGUUGUCAUUCCGCCAAUCUUCCGUCAACCUAUCUUAAACGAUCUACAUGCUGCACAUGUCGGCAUUGUAAAAAUGAAAGGAAUUGCUCGAUCCUUUGUGUACUGGCCUGGGAUCGAUGGAGAAAUUGAGCAGGUCGCAAAAUCUUGCAAUGAAUGUGCAAAACAUGCACACGUACCUCCAAGAUUUCGAGAACACCAUUGGGAGUACCCGAAAGGGCCUUGGGAGCGCGUGCAUAUUGAUUAUGCUGGGCCAGUAGCCGGCAUGAUGUUACUAAUUUUAGUAGACGCAUAUAGCAAGUGGGUUGAAGUAAAAGUAACAGCGUCGACUACAGCCUCAUCAACUAUAACCAUCCUCGACGAAUUAUUUGCAACAUACGGCGCACCAGUCACCAUUGUUUCGGACAAUGGUCCUCAGUUUACAUCUGAAGAGUUCAAACAAUUUCUCCAGUGGAGUGGAGUGAAAUAUCACAAGUUGUCAGCUCCGUAUCACCCAUCAACGAACGGUCAAGCAGAGCGCUUCGUACAAAGCGUGAAAGAUGCUCUUAAAGCAAUGGGCACUAACCGAGAUACGUUGAAAUCAAACCUUAAUGAAUUUCUACGCCAGUACAGAAAAGCCCCAAACGCUACCACAGGACAACAACCCUCUCUUCUUUUCCUUGGUCGUGUCAUACGUUCGCGACUAGACUUGGUGAGACCCGAAGAUACGUAUACCAGAAUGACGGAAAGAAACCGUAACUCGUUUAAUCCAUCAUUUCGCGAGUUUCAACCAAAUCACCUGGUUUACUUCUUAUCUGGAAAUCCACGACUGGAUAAAUGGUUACCUGGACGUAUUAUAACACGCCUAGGUGAUCUGCAUUACGAGAUCGACUUUGAAGGUAAACGCUUUAAACGUCAUAUUGAUCAAAUCCGGUCAUGCCAACAAACUACUAGUCAAAGUUCUAACCAAUCUAUGACGACAUCUUCAAGUGAUAAUUCUUCAGCACAGAGACGAGUUCAUUUCUAUAAUAAACCUGAACUGGUUCCUGAAAGAGCUGCAGAAUUACCCGAAGCACAAGCUGUUGCGAUUCCGCCAGGAUCACCAGCUGUACCUCAACGACAGGAGUUCCAGGCCGCGACUCUACCCCAGACUGAACGAAGGUCCACGCGGAUUCGGCAUGCACCCCGACGAUACUCUCCUGAUUAAGAAAACAAAGGAGGGAAGAAUUGUAAUGUAUUAGGGAAUUUUACUAUUAUAAUUGGUAACGGAACCUACCGUACCGGGAGAACUUCAUGUAUAUAUGUAUGUAAAAAUGACAGUGCACAAUAAAUGUAAUUAUGUUGAA
This is a messenger RNA of Photinus pyralis (common eastern firefly), 4504 nucleotides long. RefSeq lists its product as uncharacterized. Gene Ontology annotation, molecular function: zinc ion binding; nucleic acid binding. Gene Ontology annotation, biological process: DNA integration. The transcript has 2 exons. NCBI's taxonomy places the organism in Eukaryota, Metazoa, Arthropoda, Insecta, Coleoptera, Lampyridae. The record is from RefSeq and is a predicted model, not a curated record. Bases 697 to 4365 code for a protein of 1222 amino acids.